AUGAGAGGUGUUAAUAUGAAAGACCCAAACAAAUUAAAAACUGAAGCUAACGAACUUUUCAAGAAAGGUCUUUACCAAGAAGCAGUUGAGUUGUAUGAUAAGAGCUUGCUUUCAUGUGAUUCGGAUGAUAAUAUGAAGCUGAUACUGCAAAACAAUAAAGCUCAAUGUUUUUUAAAUCUCAGUAACUAUAAGGAUGCACUGACAGCUUCUUUAGAAGCACUUAAAAUAUCUCCUAGCGACUCAAAAGCUCUCUACCGCUGCACACAGGCAUAUGAAGGCAUAGGAAUGUUAAAGGAGGCUUUAGAAACUGUGAGGAGGUUGAUUCAUGUUGACCCAAAAAAUAAGGCAGCUCAGAAUUUGGCUCGAAAACUGGAAUCUGCAGUCACAGCAUACGUUGCGGAAUCUGAAAGUUUAUCAGGAAAAGUUAACAAAAUGUUUGAUGUGAUAAAUGAUAACUCUAGCUCAGUUGAGAAGUUGGAACAAGCUAUUACCAAUCUUACAGCCUUGACUAAAGAAAAUCCACGGAUUGCAAGUUCACUAAUCUGGGCAAAUCGUAUUUUUCCAAAGAUUUAUGUUUUAUGCCAGACAACCGAACACAAAGUGACCACUGCUUGUCAUCGUCUGUUGGCUCAACUAAUGGAAGAUGACCGGGAUCGGGGUCUUACUGUUCUCAACCAACUUACACCACUGUAUUUUGUGAAAGGAAUUUAUUCACGCAAACCUGAAGAGUCUAUUGAACGAUGCCGUUUUCUAAAUUCACUAUUAGAAUCACUCACUCAGUUAAAAGCUUAUAAGAGGGCUAAAGAAGCUGCUAGUACUAUUAAAGAUGAAGAAACUAAAAAGGUUGCACCAUGCGCUUAUCCUAGAUACAAGAUUGAUGCUACAGUUGAAAAGCCGGUGGAGGAAAUUUUAAUACAUCUUCUUCGAUCUGUAAAUAGUUAUCGUUUAAGUGCUCAGUCUCGAGACUACAUAUUAGAAAUAUUGAUUAAAUUUAUUCCCUCUGAUAAAGGUAUUGGAUGGUCACAGAAAAUUGUGAAAACCGAAGGUGUUAUAGACUGCUUAUUAGAGGUAGGGUGUGCGUGCGGAACUACAUCUUUGAAGAACUGGCGAUCCCGUCGUGCUAAAUACUCUAAUUCUGACGCAAAUGAAUCAGAUCAUCAAAAAUUACCUGAUGGGGUUCGUUUGGCAACUACAAGUGAUACUCGUAUGACUGUAGCUUGUUUAUUGGCCAAAUUUUGGGAGGAUUUAAGUUCGGAUAAGCUUAGAGAUGAUUACACUAAAACAUGCAAGGAUUUUAUCAUUGAUCUUUUUGCUGACCAUUAUCUGGAAACUAAAGUUGAGGCUGCAUCACUUAUUGGCACAUUAUUUCUCGGACCUUAUGAAGUUGGGUCAGCAGUCAUUUCUCAAGAAGGCGUUUUCGAUGGUCUGCUUCUCCUCACACAGUGUGAAAAUAAACUUUACCAGACAGUUGCACUGGAUACAAUAGUCAUUGCUACGCAUAAAAAACAACAGUGUUUAAGUGUCAUUUCAAAAGCUGUACCCUUGUUGCAAUCGUUAUAUAAGAGUGAAAAUGAUGGCACCAGAAUUCGAGCACUUGUGGCUUUAUGUAAACUUGGUGCCGCUGGAGGCACUGAUGCCAGUGUUAAAAGUCUCACAGAUGGUUCAAAUCUACUUCUACUUAAAGCAUGUCGUCGCCUGUUAUUGGGUGUGGAACAACCAGAUCCAGAUAUUGACGAUGUAGCUGCUAACAAGUCAGCUGAUGUUCACUUUGAUUCUGAAGGACAAGUUGUCUUAGAUGAAGAUGAUAAUGAUGAUGAAAAUGAAGUCGAAGAGAAGCCUCUGACUAAAUCCACGAGAACUAAAAGGAAUAAUGUGUCUAAUAAUGGUUCUACUAUUCAUUUCAAAGAUUUAGAGUCGGCCCACUGGGGCGUUGAAGGCAUGGCUUACUUAACUAUGAAUGCAGAAGUAAAAGAAGAGAUCAUUGAAGACCGUGAACUCGUGAUGGCUUUAUUGAUGUUCGCUCAACACUGUCAAAAGGAUACAUCCUUUGCUCUAUGCAGUGUUUUAGCCCAUUUGACAAAUUCUUUUGAACGUCAACAAAUUGAACCUGAAAUGAUUGAAUUAGCGAAAUUCUCCAAACAGCAUAUUCCAGAAGACCAUCCAUAUGAUUCAGAUGAAUAUGUUAAAAAACGCCGACUUAUGCUGAUAAAUAUGGGUGUGUCAUCGGCGUUAUUUCACUUGACUAUGCGUACAGCUACUGCUUUGGUGGGGUCAAACACAGGUUUAUCGGAAUUGCUUUCACGUAUUUAUUUAGCUUGUUCUGAAUCAGUUGAGUCUCGUGGAAAACUUGUUCAAGGUGGUGCUGGGAAAGCGAUUCUGAAGUUGGCUCUUGAUAACAAUACAGACACUGGUAAAAAUAUAGCUGCACAGGCCCUCGCUCGUUUAACUAUCACCACUGAUCCACGUGUUACGUUUGCUGGUCAAAGAUCUUUAGAACUUGUUCGACCUUUACUUCGUCUGCUUCAUUUGGAUUGCAGUGCAUUGCAGAAUUUUGAAGCUCUAAUGGCUUUGACCAAUUUAGCUUCACUCGGUGAAACACAUCGUCAUCGCAUACUGGCAGAACGUGGCUUGCCUCUGAUCGAUCAUUGUCUUUUUGAAGAACAUCCUAUGAUUAGACGAGCUGCGGCAGAGUGUAUGGCCAAUUUAGCACAAUCGCAUGGUUUCGUUGUGUCUUCCGGUGGAAGUAUACCUUUGGAUGAUACAGAUUUAGCCAAAAAAUUGCCACGUCUUAUAUGUCCAACUGAACGAGUGAAACUUUUAGUAUUAUACUGUGGUGAAUAUGAUGACUUAUUACUUGUACGUGCAGCUGCUGGUGCUUUGGCUAGCAUGUCGUACGAUCCAGGUAUUAUACAGAAAAUCACCAGUGUUUCCUCAUGGUUCGAAAUAUUUCAAACACUGGCUGGACAUACAGUUUGCGCUUUACAACAUCGAGCAGCCCACAUACUUCAAAAUUUCAUUCUGCAUGGAGAAAGAUCCCUCGCUGAAUAUAUUUGUAAAUCAAACAUGCUUGAAGUUAUCAUGUCUUUGAGUCAACUACCAGAUGUUAACUCAACAGAGCCAGUAUUACCAGAUGCGAAAGUUUUGUAUCCAGGAUGCAGUGAUGAUCAGAUUAGGGAAUAUGAAAAGAAAGACUGUGAACGUACACGAGAAUGUGCAAACAAGGCCUUAGAACGUCUGAAAGAAUACGGUUUAGUUCAGAAGGUUUCAAAUAGUUCCAGAUAG
Trichobilharzia regenti is the source of this 3282-nucleotide messenger RNA. NCBI's taxonomy places the organism in Eukaryota, Metazoa, Platyhelminthes, Trematoda, Strigeidida, Schistosomatidae. The record is from the annotation of a GenBank genome assembly.